This is a messenger RNA of Magallana angulata, 1690 nucleotides long. Its product is annotated as factor in the germline alpha-like. The transcript has a single exon. The record is from RefSeq and is a predicted model, not a curated record. NCBI's taxonomy places the organism in Eukaryota, Metazoa, Mollusca, Bivalvia, Ostreida, Ostreidae. Gene Ontology annotation, molecular function: DNA-binding transcription factor activity, RNA polymerase II-specific; protein dimerization activity; RNA polymerase II transcription regulatory region sequence-specific DNA binding. Bases 61 to 567 code for a protein of 168 amino acids. Gene Ontology annotation, biological process: developmental process; regulation of transcription by RNA polymerase II.
AAAUCGUCUUUGAUAAUAACAGUUAACAUUAUUAUUAUUCUUUAUUUCGGUCGUUUAUACAUGUAUAAAUACAAGUUCGCAAACCUCAAGAUGCCGCAGACGUUAUCGGUCGCUGAUGUGGAGAGGAUGACGUCGACGCCUUGUGAUGGUGCUCACAACUUCAAGCGUAACUCCCGAGAAAGAAAACGGGUACAGAAUAUCAACGUGUUCAUCCGAGAACUGAAAAGCAAGCUGCCGGUUGAAUGGACGAGUAAGAAAAUGGGCAAGCUAGAAAUUCUACAGAAGUCAACUUUGUAUAUAAAACAUCUCAUGGAUGUGUUAAAAGAGGAUGGCCCGGUGGAUUCCGAUCUGAAAGACAUUGUCAUGGCUGCAAAAGCAUCUCCCCAGUGUGCCCCUCGAGAACCGCUACCGACGAAUCGGGACUGUGAAAAGGAAGCUCCAUACCCCCUACCAACCCCUGCUGCUGCGGUACUGGACUAUAAGACAGCGCCAGAGUGUAGUUUUGUCGACGACAAGGAAAGUUUGUGCACGCAGCAGGAACUAUACCAAAUUUUCGCCCAUAUGUGAAAGGGGGUUCUGUACCUUGUAAAUGUGAUAAUUUCAAAAACGAAUCAGCACGUCGAGCUUUAAUAGUUUUAUAACAGUGCUCUUCGGCUUGUUUGUUUCCGGGAACCGUCCAAAAUUACAUAGCAGUACCUAUUGGUUUACGAGCUGAAUAGACAAUAAAAAUAUAGAGUGGACGCUAUAUUUUACAAUGUAUGUUGAACGAGGCAUUUGAAUGUUAAUGAAUAAAUGGGAUGUAUUUUACAUUGUGGGACAAAUAUUUAUUUAGAUUUGAUGUAUAUUGUGUAUAAACAUUGCAGAAAAAAAUUACAUAUGUUUCUUAAAGAUGUAGAAUGAUUGUGAAUAAUUCAUAAUCUAUAGAUGAUAAAGUCAUGUAUACUUGUUUAUUAAUAGAUACUUUCGAGAUAGUACGAAGUAUUGGUGGAAAAGGAGUAAAUGGUUUAAAAUCAAACAUUUAAAAUACUUGAAAUGAAACUUUGAACAAUUUGAAAAAUCAAAAUUUUCCUACAAAGACCUUUCAUUGUACUUUGCAACUGUUGAGAGUAUUAUGAACGCUCAGAUCUACCUUAAAAUUGGAAUAUGAUAUUUUGGGUCAUAAACUAUAAUUUACUGAAAAAACCCUAAAUGUGUUAUCUUUUAAAUUCAAACAUUUUCUUAUAUACAAUGUACUUAUAAAUAGCUCUUCAUUAUAGGUGAAUCAUAUAUAUUAGUCUAAAAAUGUAAGCAAGUAAGUAAUUUUUUAUUUAAAUAGUGACAUUGUGCAUGACAUUUAUAUUAUACAAUGUGUAUGCCAAAUAAUCGUAAUUUGCACCCGGUCCCUUUGACCUAUGUCACUUUAUACAAUUGUAACAUUAUACAUGCAUGAUUUCAAAUUUAUAUUAUAUAUAUUAACUUUUGGACAUUGAUAAAUUACAUUUCUGGUGUACAAUAUUUUAACACAUUUACUUUUGAAUAUUAUUUUUCCUGAGCUGUUAUGCAGAGUUUAUAAAUCUAGCAGUUAGUAAUAGGUAAUUGUUGAUCAAUGAAACAAAUAAAUUUUGACAAAUUCUUCGAAAUUCACAAUAAAGAAAUAUUUCUGUCGUAUAUUUUUAUGCAAAGUGUAAAAAUGACCAAAAACAAUGCAUCC